Molecule: messenger RNA, 1842 nt
Organism: Empidonax traillii (willow flycatcher)
Lineage: Eukaryota; Metazoa; Chordata; Aves; Passeriformes; Tyrannidae
Gene: USH1G
Product: USH1 protein network component sans
Exons: 3
Coding region: 97-1506 (469 amino acids)
Biological process (GO): sensory perception of light stimulus; sensory perception of sound; equilibrioception
Molecular function (GO): protein binding
Source: RefSeq, a predicted model, not a curated record
GCGGGGCCCUCCUGGCAGCUCCCCCUGCCCCACAUCCAUGCCCGUCCUCUGAACCCCCUGGGCACCCAUGUGCUCGCCCGGGGACUGCUCCUCACCAUGAAUGACCAGUACCACCGGGCCGCCCGGGACGGCUACCUGGACCUGCUGAAGGAAGCCACCAAGAAGGACCUGAACUCGCCGGACGAGGAUGGCAUGACCCCGACCCUAUGGGCUGCCUACCACGGCAACCUGGACGCCCUGCGCCUCAUUGUCAGCAGAGGGGGCGAUCCAGACAAAUGUGACAUCUGGGGGAACACCCCUCUCCACCUGGCGGCAGCCAACGGCCACCUGAACUGCCUUUCCUUCCUCAUCUCCUUUGGGGCCAACAUCUGGUGCCUGGACAAUGACUACCACACCCCGCUGGACAUGGCAGCCAUGAAGGGGCACAUGGAGUGUGUGCGGUACCUGGACUCUAUUGCUGCCAAGCAGAGCAGCCUCAACCCCAAGCUGGUGAGCAAACUGAAGGACAAGGCCUUUCGGGACGCGGAGAGGAGGAUUAAGGACUGUGUGAAGCUGCAGAAGAAGCACCACGAAAGGAUGGAGAAACGGUACAGAAAGGAGAUGUCGGAUAAUUCAGACACCAUGAGCUUUUCCAGCUAUUCAAGCAGCACCUUAAGCAAGAAGUUCCAGCACAUGUCCAUGGUGACCUCCCUGCCAUACUCUCAAGCCACCAUCCAUGGCACAGCCAAGGGAAAGACGAAAAUACAAAAGAAGCUGGAGAAGAAGAAGCAGGUGGACGGGACAUUCAAGAUCUAUGAGGAUGGGAGGAAGAGCGUGAGGUCCCUGUCCGGUCUGCAGCUGGGCAACGACGUCAUGUUUGUGAAGCAGGGCACGUACGCCAGCCCCAAGGAGUGGACCCGCCGCAAUAUCAGAGACAUGUUCCUCACGGAUGAAGACACCGUGUCCCGUGCCAUAAGUGACCCAGGCUUGCACAUGGACUCGGCCCACUCGGAAGUCAGCACCGACUCUGGCCACGAGUCCCUGUUCAACCGCCCCGGGCUGGGCACCAUGGUGUUCCGGCGCAACUACGUCAGCAGUGGGCUUUUUGGGAUCGGCCGGGAGGACGGGGGCGCGCUGGGGGAGGACAACACGGAUGGGAUGGGCGUCAAACUGCGGAGCCGCCUGCAGCGCUCGCCAAGUCUCAACGACAGCAUUGGCAGUGCCAACAGCCUGCAGGAGAGGAACGCGGAGGAGCUGCCCUGGGACGAGGUGGAGCUGGGCUUGGACGACGAUGACGAACCUGACACCAGCCCCCUGGAGACUUUUCUGGCUUCCCUGCACAUGUUUGAGUUCAUCUCCAUCCUGAAGAAGGAAAAGAUUGACUUGGAGGCCCUCAUGCUGUGUUCAGACAAUGACCUGAAGAGCAUCAAUAUCCCACUAGGCCCCAGGAAAAAGAUUGUGGAUGCCAUCCAGAGGAGACGACAAACUCUGGAGAAGCCAGAUGUCAUUGUAGACACUGAACUAUAGCCUCAGCAUCUUUUUUUUUUUUUUUUUUUUUAAAUGCUCAAGAAACAAACCCAGUUCUAAGUUGCCAGAAAACACAAGCCAGAGACUCCCUUCCUGGGGCAGCUGAAAGCUACAGCCAUCCCCACCAGUCCUGCUGGACUGCUCCCUUGCUCUGCUCCCUGUCUGUGCGAUGCUCCCAGGCGGAUCCUGGGACGGAGGGACGACUGCUGAGAUCGGACCAGGCAGCACCAACCUGCCAGCCUUGAAGGGACCAUGGUCUCCUGCUCACUGGAGGAAGAAGUGACCUACACAGCUGGCUGGGACACUGCUGUCACAGGCUGUGAGACCGCAUGAAGC